AUUGUUAUUGUUUUUAUUGAAUUGCUGAUAUAUUCUGGAUAUUAAUCCUUUAAUUGAGAUGUGGUAAAGUUCAAUUUAAAAAAAAACUUUAUUAUUUAUUUGAGCAGGGAGGGAGGGAUACAGAGAGUGGCAAAGAGAUUUUCCAUCUAUUAGUUUACCCCCCAAAUGGCUGCAACAGCCAGAUCUGGGCCAGACCAAAGCCAGGAGUCAGCAACUUCAUUCUGGGCUCCCACAUGGGUGGCAGGGGCUGAAGUAGCUGAGUCAUCCUCUGCUGCCUCCCAGGCACAUUAGUAGAAAGCUGAGUCAGAGGUAAAUCCUCUGUCUGAUACAGGAUGCUGACAUCAUAAGAGGCUGCUUAACACGCUGCCCUACAGCAGCUCCCCUGUCCCGCCCUGUGGUUUGACUUUGUAAGUGCAGUGUAUAUAGAAUUCAGUUCAGUGCAUGAGGCCUUGUUCUAUGUAUAUUGCUGUGAAAAUAAUUUUGUUCCAUGUGGAGAAGCUAUUCCUUGAGCAUCCUUAACCCAUGCAUGAGUUGCAUGACACAGAAGGCCAGCUUUCUGCUGCCUAGAAUAAAUGCUAAAGACAAAUUUCGCUGGAUAUUCUGCAGAGCUUAUUAAAUAUUGUGCUUUUGGAUGGGCUGGUAGCAAAUGUAAACCUUUUCACUUUUGAUGACAUCACAAUUGCUUAUUCUAACAUUCUGAUGCCUAUAAUACAGACGUGGAACUCCAUGCCUGUCAUGAAGAGGAAGGUAGGGGGUUGUGUAGUGAACCAGGUUGCCAAACGCUUAUUACGGAUAUCUGGGACCAUCUCAGGCACCAGGAGUUUUCAGAGCAACCAGGAAGGCACCAGUUUGAUAGGCAGCUUGGAUCCCAGAGAUACAACCUACUGAGUCCAUUCUUGUUUGCAAAUGGCAAAGCCACUGAAAGGAAAAGGAUUAUUCGAAACAUGCAGGUUUGCGGGAAGAAAAGGAGACAUGGGGCUUCUGGGUGAAAAAUGAGUGAGUGAAAGACACAGAUGACUUAGCAACACCAAAGCAGAGCGCAAGCUUCCCUCAGCCCCCUUAAUCAUCCUGCAAUGGGCGACACACAUCACCUUUCAUUCCGAGAAGUCUGCUGUUAGCAACUCCAGAUGAUGAGUUUCUUGAUGAAUUGAAUUCCUGAGUGUGCUUGGAGGAGGGGGAGGAGGAGCCUGUGCUUGUGGCUCUGAUUCUCUCGCAGCAACUGGCAGCCGACUUUUCCUGGCUGGCUCCUUGGACCUCAUAGAUCCUGCACAGUGCCGUCGGGCGCCAGGAACAACAGCCAUGUCAAGUCGCACUUCGGGAUUGAACAAAGUUAUCUCUGUCUAGCACGCUUCCAAAUGCAAUGAAAAAAAAAUGUAUGAACAGAUGGAGGAAUUCACUUGUUCCAUUUCCCUUUGGUGAAUCUUAGGAACUCUUUUGCCUGUGACUCCGACCUGAGCAUGCGCACACUGAGCACGCCCAGCCCAGCUCUGAUAUGUCCACCGACUCUGCCAGGAUUUCAGAAUGGAAGAGGCUCGUCCACCUCCUCGUCCUCCGUCACCGGGGAGACAGUGGCCAUGGUCCACUCCCCGCCGCCGACCCGCCUCACGCAUCCACUCAUCCGGCUGGCAUCGCGGCCGCAGAAGGAGCAGGCCAGCAUCGACCGGCUCCCGGACCAGUGCAUGGUGCACGUCUUCUCCUUCCUGCCCACCAACCAGCUGUGCCGGUGCGCGCGCGUCUGCCGCCGCUGGUACAACCUGGCCUGGGACCCGCGCCUCUGGAGGACUAUCCGCCUGACGGGCGAGACCAUCCACGUGGACCGCGCCCUCAAAGUGCUGACCCGCAGGCUGUGCCAGGACACCCCCAACGUCUGUCUCAUGCUGGAAACCGUGACUGUCAAUGGCUGCAAGCGGCUCACAGACCGCGGCCUUUACACCAUCGCUCAGUGCUGCCCCGAACUGAGACGACUGGAAGUCUCGGGCUGUUACAACAUCUCCAACGAGGCCGUCUUCGACGUGGUGUCUCUCUGCCCCAACCUGGAGCACCUGGAUGUGUCAGGGUGCUCCAAGGUGACCUGCAUCAGCUUGACUCGGGAGGCCUCCAUUAAACUGUCCCCCUUGCAUGGCAAACAGAUAUCCAUUCGCUACCUGGACAUGACGGACUGCUUCGUGCUGGAGGACGAAGGCCUGCACACCAUCGCUGCGCACUGCACGCAGCUGACCCACCUGUACCUGCGCCGCUGCGUCCGCCUCACGGACGAGGGCCUCCGCUACCUGGUGAUCUACUGCACCUCCAUCAAGGAGCUGAGCGUCAGCGACUGCCGCUUCGUCAGCGACUUUGGCCUGCGGGAGAUCGCCAAGCUGGAGUCCCGCCUGCGGUACCUCAGCAUCGCCCACUGCGGCCGCAUCACCGACGUGGGCAUCCGCUAUGUGGCCAAGUACUGCAGCAAAUUGCGCUACCUCAAUGCGAGGGGCUGCGAGGGCAUCACGGACCACGGCGUGGAGUACCUCGCCAAGAACUGCACAAAACUCAAGUCUUUGGACAUCGGCAAAUGCCCUUUGGUCUCCGACACGGGCCUGGAGUGCCUGGCCCUGAACUGCUUCAACCUCAAGCGGCUCAGCCUCAAGUCCUGCGAGAGCAUCACCGGCCAGGGCUUGCAGAUCGUGGCCGCCAACUGCUUUGACCUCCAGAUGCUCAACGUCCAGGACUGCGAGGUGUCCGUGGAGGCCCUGAGGUUUGUCAAACGCCACUGCAAGCGCUGUGUCAUCGAGCACACCAACCCUGCCUUUUUCUGAAGGGACAGCUUUCUUGCGUUGUUCUCACACAAACGGGAACCCAUCAAAAUGUUUGUUAAAAGCAGCCUAUGUAAGCACCAACACCCACUUAUAACGGCUCUUUCUUCCAGGAAGGUUCUUAGGAAUCUGGCUUUUGUGUCUCCUAAUUUUUCUUGGGCAUCAGAGGUCAAAAAGAAAAGAAAAAGAAAAACCUGGGUGGGGAGACAAAUUUUAGUUACAGCAAACAGUGUUUUGGGUCAGAUUGAUUGUAGGAAGUGUCUCUUGUCAUCGAAGAUGUACCUUAGCAGGCCAACUACAGUGUCUUCAGAAGUGCACCUUACUCAUUGUCCCCCACCAACUCCCAAAAUUCCACAUUCCCUCUCAGUCACUCCCCACCCCUCCCUUCCAACAGCAGCACAACAGGUGUGCCUGAUUUCCUCAUUAAACAGCUUGAUUGGCCUAAACCACACCCUUUAAUCUCACACCAGGAAAAUUUGGGAUAAAGAAAUGCCAUAGCAUGUGGCAUUUGCAAAGCACUUUCCAAACCUUUGUCAAAGGCCCACUGUUCCAAGAAGCACGGUAGAAACAUAGACCUACCUUCUUCUCCCAGCUCAGCUGCUAACAGGCUAUGCAAACUUGGCCAAAGCACUUCAGCUUUCUGUGCUUCUGGCAUUGAACUUAAGAUCAACUAGAUGGAGGAUUAGCUCAUGUCCAUUUCAGAACCCAUGGAACAGAGGUGGUUGUAAACAGAAGCACCAUGAUGUGCAGCACACAAACAAGCUUCCUUUUUCAAGAGGUGAUUCUCCUGAAAAGGUGGCAGGGGCUCUGAGGAGACUGCAGUACCAAUGUCAUUUCACAAAGCUUCCUGCAGGUCCUUCUGCUUCCAUCUGAGCCUCCCAUGCCCCUGGGCAGUUUCAUGGCUGAGCCUAUCCCACAUUUUCUCAUCUGUGCUCCAUAGCAUGGUUUCUGUGCACAACAGUUUCAGAAUCAUCUUAGCAAGGCCAGAAUGUCUAACCACCACAAAACCCAGAUCUCCCCGUCAAUUUGAUUUUCUCUGAGUAUUUUCAAAUAGAAGAAAAGACCCUUAAAAUUUUUAAUCAACAAGGGAGGCCCAAGGGAACACAUGUCCUCCAAAGUUUUUCUAAUCUCUCGAAGUACACAUGUGGCAGGCAUCAGGCACAUCUGCCCUGCAGCUGGUCCCAGAGACUCCUUCAUUCUUUGUCAUUCAGAUUGCAUUUCCACUUUUCUCAUCCAUUUAUUUCUUUAUGCAUCCAAAUUUCAAGUCUGUUGGGGUUAAAUCCAGAUUUGAAGCCUACCGGGGUUAAAUUUUUGUUUAAUUGUGCAAAUUGCCACCUUGUGUGCCUCCCCCACAGCUGUCUGCAAGUUUCCCAUCAAAGAAUGCCAAGCAGAUUUAUUUCCAGGUGUAAGUGAUGCUCACUCAGAAAUGCCAAAUGGAAGUGACAACACAUUAAUAAGGCUGAGAUGCCAGUCCAGCAACCAAGCCCUUGAAAUAGAACAUGAAAAUCAUUACAAAAUACAAAUGUUAAGUGGAUGGAAUUUUAAAUGAACCUAUUUGGAUAGAGAGCUCUUACUAGUCUCAUUUGUAUGAAAUCGGGUGGCCAGAAUAAAUUCCAUUGCUAGUCUUUACAAAAUUCAGUUGUCUUGUCUUAGGAAACACAUGACUUUUUUCAAAUUAUUCUCCAGCCAUGCCCCCUCCCUCCUUAACAGUUCCCCUAACCCAGCCCAAAACCUCUGUAUCUCCAAGACAAGUGUAUCCGAUUUGUUUCAGACCAAGCAAACACUGUUCGACAACUGCACUCCCACUGUAGGCUCCUGUGCACGCUGUCCUCUGUUGGAAAGGAGGAAUUAGAGUGAUGAUGUGACAUCUGGCCUGGAGGUUUCUUUCAUCCAUCAUGUAAAAACCACAGACUCCUGUCCACUCAACUUCACCAUCAGCUUAGAUGUGCAAUCAAAACUCUGCCAUGGAGAAAACCAGUUUGGCUAGGGAUAGGAUCUAGUGAUAGCCACAGAGCUUAGAACCAUGAAGGAAGCUGAAGGCAGCAUUCCUCUGCUCUGUGACUGGUGAUCCUAUUGGAAGUUUCAGAAUGUGAGAAUCACAAAGGACUGUCCUCAGCCCCCAGCACUAGGACAUCCAAGUGAGCCACUUGAAUGCUCCCAGAAGACACGCGAUGGCUCCCUGAACCAUUCUGAAUAUCUUUAUUGCCACCGCCUGAUCACAUCACCUAAGCAGUCUUCCAACUAUGAGACUAGGCAGAUUUUUCACACUGAUUGCUCAGCAGAUAUUGUCUUUCCAACUUUCUCCAUUGUUUCCCUGCCCCUCCACUCUCCUCUUCAUCCAUUCUGCUCUUCCUUGGGGUGUGAAUCUGUGACAGAGGUUAUUGGGAAACAGCUCAGCAGAAUUUUAGAGACCAAGAAAAAAAAAAGCCUCACUAGGAAAUGUAUCUGUUUUAAAACAUUUGCUUCCUUCCUGGCUCUGCUAAAUUGAAUGCUCAUCGUUUUUGUAAUUCUAAUGUGCAAAUCACUGCGUGCUGUAUGACUCUAGAAAGCCUUAAUUUACUACCACCAAGAAAUAAAGCAAUAUGUUGGUAA
Molecule: messenger RNA, 5381 nt
Organism: Oryctolagus cuniculus (rabbit)
Lineage: Eukaryota; Metazoa; Chordata; Mammalia; Lagomorpha; Leporidae
Source: RefSeq, a predicted model, not a curated record